AUGCCGCUCAAUCCAUCUGUUGCAAAAUCACAUGUACUUCAUCGCGCAUUAGCGUAUGAGCCGCAAAAGAUUGUAUCCGGCUCUGGCAUCUCGUUUACUCUAGAGUCUGGAAAGAUUGUAUACGAUGCUUCUGCUGGUCCUUCCGUUUCAGUCUUGGGGCAUCAUCAGCCUGAAGUCACACAAGCUAUCAUUGAACAGCUAGACAAGAUUGCCUAUGUCUAUUCCGGGAGUAGACACACCUGCGAGGCUGCUGAAUCUCUUGCCACUGAAAUCUUGAAGGAUGCGCCUGGCGGUUUGGUAAAGGCUAUCUUUGUCAACUCUGGCAGUGAAGCUACAGACGCAGCGUUAAAACUGGCAACUCAAUACUUUUGUGAAGUCGGGCAGCCUAAAAGAACCAACUUCAUUGCAAGGAAGCAAAGCUACCACGGAAAUACAUUAGGCGCACUGAGUGUCUCUGGCCAUGAAUCUCGUCGCGCCUAUUAUCAGCCCUGGAUCUCGAAUAACGUCAGCUUCGUUGAUCCAUGCUACAGCUAUAGGGCAAAGGGAUUAUCUGAGUCGAACGAACAGUAUGUCGAAAGGUUGAAAUUACAGCUAGAAGACGAGUUCUUGCGCCUAGGGCCCGACACGGUGGCCGCAUUCGUGGCUGAGACGGUCAGUGGGACGACUCUCGGAUGCGUCCCUCCGGUGCCUGGGUAUUUCAAAGCCGUACGCGAGAUCUGUGAUAAAUACGGAGCUCUACUAAUACUUGAUGAGAUCAUGUGCGGCAUGGGAAAGACGGGAACUAUGCAUGCUUGGGAACAGGAAGGCAUCAGCGGACCAGACAUUCAGAUGAUCGGCAAGGCUUUAGGUGGAGGCUUCGUGCCUCUGUCUGGAGUAUUGUUGAAUCGAAAAGUAUUCGACGGCUUAGCUAGAGGAACCAUGGUCCUCGCUCAUGGCCAUACCUUCCAAGCUCACCCAACAGCCUGCGCUGCUGCCCUUGCUGUGCAGAAAAUCAUUAAGCGAGAGAAUAUUCUUGAACAAGUGGUACGAAUGGGCGACUUCCUCGAAACGGAGUUGAACGAGGAGAUUGGCCAUCUCGCUCAUGUAGGAGACAUUCGUGGCAGAGGACUGUUUUGGGCUGUCGAGUUUAUGCGAGAUCCUAACACCAAGACCCCGUUCCUCGCAGAGCACAAUUUCUCCAAUCGUAUUGUCGAAGUCGCAGCAGAGCUGGGCUUAAAUAUUCUUGGAAAUUUGGGUAAGACGGGAAAGAUUGAUGUGGAACUGGUUAUUCUAGCGCCACCAUACAUUGUGAAAGAGGAUGAGAUCAAAGCCAUUGUGCAACUUCUCAAGACCGCGAUAUUUGUUGUGUCUGAGGAGCAUGCACUUCGCUUUGGGACCAAUGGAUUCCACAGCUAG
Messenger RNA from Trichoderma gamsii, 1395 nucleotides. RefSeq lists its product as hypothetical. The transcript has 2 exons. Gene Ontology annotation, cellular component: cytosol. NCBI's taxonomy places the organism in Eukaryota, Fungi, Ascomycota, Sordariomycetes, Hypocreales, Hypocreaceae. Gene Ontology annotation, molecular function: pyridoxal phosphate binding; transaminase activity. The coding region runs from base 1 to 1395 and encodes 464 amino acids. The record is from RefSeq and is a predicted model, not a curated record.